Molecule: messenger RNA, 6497 nt
Organism: Mytilus californianus (California mussel)
Lineage: Eukaryota; Metazoa; Mollusca; Bivalvia; Mytilida; Mytilidae
Product: coiled-coil domain-containing protein 18-like
Exons: 30
Coding region: 314-5020 (1568 amino acids)
Source: RefSeq, a predicted model, not a curated record
UUGUUUUGGUCGCCAAUCGGCGAAAAACGCGAAUUUUAGAAUUAUUUAAAUCAAUGUGAAGUUUAUGAAACUACUGUGAAAACAUAGAAAUUGAUUAUAAUUUUAUCUAAUAGCAUAUUUCAUCACAACAAACAUCGAACGUUUCAAAAGAAGCAAUUUCUAUUGAACAUCCAAUAUAUUUGUUGAGUUGCAUGUUUCGGCCUGUUUUGUAAAUGUCAACAAUGACAAUACCCGCCAUGUGUUUUAUGAAUAAACAGAAAUAUACAAAUUAAAUGUAAGAACUUCUUCGCUAAGUUUAGAUAAGAAGAAUAUAAUGGAUAACUUUGAACCACAAGCACUGUUGAUGCACAACGUGCAUGACCUUCGCAGGCGUCUGUUGGAAACAGAGAGAAACUUGAAGAAGCUUUCAAAAAUUGAAAAUCGAGAAAAAAAUAGAUUUGAUGAGGAUGAUGAUGUUGAAAGUAUUAGUACAAUAACCAGUCACCCAGACAGACUGUUUCCACUGACCAUGGAGGAGCUACUUCAGUACCCAGAUAAUAGACCAGAUGACAGAGACAGUAUAGCGUCUGGAUUAGCUACACUGCCUGAAUCUUCUUAUGCUGGCUUUGAAAGAGUCAAUCCUGUAUCCAGUACUCCUAGUAAACCCAAAUAUACAUCUAAAGAUGACAGACUCAGCUACAGCUUAAUUGAGGGUCACCAAAAGGUCAACAAUGAGUCAGCAGAAGUAAGAAAUGUGAAAGAGGCUAACAGGAAGUUACUGUUACAGAAUCAGAAACUAUUAGUGGAGACAGAAAAAUGUAGCCGUGAAUUACUUGGUGCUAAAUCAAAGGUGCAGGAGCUAAGCAAGGAGUUAAAUGACUUCAGAGAACAAGUUCCAGAUUUGGAGGAUAGAAUUACAGGACUGCAAGCUGAAACAGAAUCACAGGAUGCUGCUCUUAGAGAUGCUGAGGAGAGGUAUGACAGGAGCCAAAAACAACUCGAUGAAAACAAACAAAGCAUUAAAGACUUAGAAAAUCAUAUUGAAGAAUUCAGAUCAGAUUUAUCUGAUGAAAGAAAAAAGAGAAAGGGUGCUGAAAAUCAGAGAGAUGAAGCUUUACAAAACCUGUUAGAAUCACAAGAGAUGCUGGAAGAUUAUCAGAAAAAGACAAAAGAAAAGAUUAAAAAGAUGGAAGAAAACGAGGAUUAUCUACGAGACAGUCUUGCUCAUGGGAACAGGGAACGUGAAGAACUACUUGAAAAACUUUCCCUAUUACAGUCUAAAGUGAGAAAUCAACAUGAUGAUAUCAGACAAUAUCAGAGUGAAGAAAGGGUAGAAAUGGAAACAAAGAAUCAUUUAGAACAACAAAAUAUGGACCUGAAAUCACAACUAGCUAAGGUUACAGCUAAACAUAAUAAAUCUGACAAUGAGUUAAUGAUGAUGGAGAGUAUUAGAAAAGAAAACACACGACUGAAGUCACAAGUAAACAGACAACAAGAACAGUUAAAUACCUGUACACAGGAGAUAGAAGAAAGUAGAACCAUGCUGGUCCAGCUAGAACAACUAGCUUCUCAAGUUCAACAGGAUCAAAGCAGAGGCAGUAGAGGUGCAAGUUUCAAUGACAGUGGUGUAUGUAGUGUGAGACAGGAUCAAGGGGCCUCUGGUGGCUUUUAUAAGUCUACACAGAUUGAAAUUGAUACCUUUACCACAGAACAAAUUUCCCCAAGGGGAGGAGCUAGAGCUAUCUUACAGGAUCUCAGGAUGCAGUUAGCUAUGAAAGAUGCAGAAAUCCAGAGUUUACAGGCCAAUCUUCAGUCAAAGGAAGCCAGUAGUCAGACUGUUGUCAUAGAAAGCCUCAAGUCAGAUCUUACAUCUCUCAUUGAUAAUAAUAAAAAAGGACUUAGUAGGGCACAAGAGAUGGAAUCAGCCAUUAGUUGUUUAGAAGCUGACAAAUCCAAGUUAGUAAGCCAGUUAGCCGAGGCCAAACGAGAUCUGACUGAUAGAGAAACCCAGAAUACUUCAUUAGAAACCAGAAUCAAUCAGCGUAAUACUCAGCUAAUAGAACUCCAGGAACAAAUUAAUCAAAAGUGUAUGGAAAUAACAACCAUUGAACGUGAGUCAAGAAGAAAAACUUCACAGAUGGCAAAUCUUGAACAACAGCUGGAUCAGAAGAUGACAGAAUUUUCUACAACUGUAGCUCGCAUGAAACAGCUUGAGGAAGAAGUGGUUUCUAAAGAGGAUGAGGCUAAUCGCUAUCAGAAAGAGUUACAUGAGAAAAAUCAAGCUUUACAGAAAGUGAGGACUUCAACUGAUCAGAACCAACAACUUCAAAGAGAACAAUUUCAGGAAUAUGAAAAACAAAUAGAUAUUAUUCAAAACGAAAUGGAUAAAGCCAGCAGUGAGCUGAAGAACAAAGAAAGAGAAACAACACAUUUAAGGAGAGACCUUGAACAUGCUAAUUCGCAUAUAAAAAGCAUAGAACAAUCAUUAAAGACUACUAGAGAGGAGUUAAAUGUCAAGUCUAAGCAAAACAGAGAGGCUCUGUCACAACUUGAUGUACAACAAACAGAGGCAACAUCCCAGAUAAAACAGAUGGAGACAGCACUGCUGGUCUGCAGAGAAGAAAUCAAAUCUUAUAUUGAAGCAUUAGAGGAUUCUAAGGAAAGAUUUGAUAGAGAACUCCAAUACAAAGAAGAUAGGUUACGGGAAUUGGAAAGGCAGUUGAAACAUGCUAGAAAACUUCAUGAUCAAAAACAUCAAGAGAACCUAGAUUUUGAGAAAACAUUAUAUGAACACCAAACAAUGUUACAACAUAGCACAUGCCGUAUUACUGAGUUAGAAGAUAGUCAGACUGAGUUACAACAACAGGUUUCAACUUAUGAACACCUGACAUUGACAGAGAAAGCACAGUUCAUGACAGAACUACAGUCAUUAGAGAGAAAACUUAAACAAGCUUGUAUUGACCUGGAGGAAAGGACUAACACGAUCACAAAAUUAACAGAUGCACUUAGAAAUUUAGAGGAAGAGAAAGGUCAUAUGAAUUCUGAAAUCAACAUGUUAGAGCAACAGCUACAAGAUGAACAGGAAAACAGUGAUAAGAAGUCCUCUAGGAUGAAUAAACUAGAGAAGGAUACAAGAGAUCUAAGGGUACAGCUGGAACAAAAACUGGAGAUGAUAAGUGAUUAUGAAGAUCAGAUUCAGCAGAGAGAACAAGAUAUGGACCAACAAACUCAACUUGUUGCUGAACUUGACAGUGAAGUCAAAAGACUACAGAUAACACAAAGCCAGGCCCAGUGUGAAUCUGAUGAUACCAGUAAACAUUUACAAAAAGUGUUAUAUGAAAGUAAAGCCAAGGAAGAAAUGAUUGAAGAUCUCAAAGAUUCACUCAGAAAAACUCAGGAAGAGUUGAACGAAAAGAGACAUGCUGUCCAAGAAUUAACAGAAACAUUAGAUGAGAGACAGCUAGAAUUACAACAGAGAGUAGCUCAGGUGGCGAGACUUGAUCAAACAAUCAAAGAACACCAUAAUGAAAUGGAACAAAGGAUUCAAAAAUUAGAUUCUACUUUACGCAAGUAUGAAGCUGAAAUUCAAGAAAGAACUGUACAGAUUUCAGACCUGGAUGACAGAUUACAAGAAACACAGUUACAACUGAAAGAAACCAAGAUGUUAUAUCAUCAGACUGACACAUUGGCUCAGAAACAGCAGAUAGAGUUACAGUCUAAAACUGCAAAGCUAGAUGAACUUGAGAAGCUGACAGAUAGACAAAGAUUACAGAUUGAUGAAUUGAAAGAUGAAAAUGUAGAAAUUACACAGGAGUUGAGAUUAACAAGAGAGCAGUUACAGCAACAACAUGGAGAGUUUAUGGCUACUAGACGUAUGCUAUCACAGACAAACAGAGAGAAUGAGAAAAUUACAAGAGAGUAUGAGGAACUAGUAAACAAGCAACAGUCAAGAGAGACAGAUACUGUGAGACUUGCAGAGGAGCUAGGUGCAGCAAGAGCCAGAGAGAAACAAAGUCAAGCCAAAAUCUCUUCAGAGGUAGACCAGAUGAAUGGAGAAAUUAAUCAACUUAAAGCAAGACAUCAAGAGGAGCUUGAUAACCUCCAUGAUGAAAUGAAAGAUUUGAAAAAAGAUAAGGAAAGAAUUAAGAAAGAAUUGAUGGAAAAGGAGAGUCAAAUUAAAGACUUAGAAAUUCAUUAUCAGGAACAAUUUGAAAAACUUCAAGAUCAGUUGGAGGAAAUAAAUAAAGAAAUGGAGGCAAAGAAAAAAGUAGUAAAUGCUGCUAAUGAAUCGUUGAUACUGAAGGAUUCUGAAAUAGCAAGACUUCAUGCUCGUAUCUCUGGUUUUGAGAGAUCCAUGACUUCAUUUAGAGCCAUAGAAUGUUUUAAUCAAACCUGUGUUGGAAACGAGUCAAUGUAUCAGAGUUCUGGAGUAGAUAUUGUUAAUCGGCCACUAUCUGGAGAAAAUGGCCUAGUUCAAGGUGACAAUACACAGAACAGUGCAGAAUUUUUACGGACUUAUUCUGACUUCAUUCCGUCAAAAGAUGGCCCCUCAUCACUUCAUUCAUUUAAUAAUCGUCUAAUAGAAAAUGGACAUUUUCAAAGAGAUGAUAAAAGUGUUGACAAUAUUCCUCACAUGAUUUUGCCUGAUAGUAGUGAUGAAAACUUUCACCAGAGUGGUAAAAGUGGUGGACACUUAGGGAACCUCUCUGAUGUUGAAUUAUUUAGUGCUCAUCAAGGUCUUCAGCAUAGUGCUUUAAUCUCUCAUCAGAACCAAAAGACUACAUCCAAACAUGUCAUGAAGAAAGGGAAAGUUCAGAAAACUGGAAGAUCAUCAGAUCAUUUACCUGGGGAACAUAUUAUAGAUCCAGAAACAGCAGUAGGGAAGUACCAAACAGAUCCUAUUGUUUACAGUGACCAAGAAUCACCAGAAAAAGGCAUGCAUGACUUACAAGAAAGACUAAGAGUCAAUGAAAUUAGACAACAGAUGAUAGAAGAACAACUACAGAGUUUGGAUGAUGAAUGUGAUACUAAUUCUGUGUAAACUUUGAUUUUGUCUUGAUCAUUCCUGUAUCAGGGAAAAAUAUUUUCCAUUCAAUUGAAGCAUGCUCUACAGCUGUUUAAAAGAUUGUCUCCACUUGAGUUUUGUCCGUCCAAUUGAAGCAUGCUCUACAGCUGUUUAAUAGGUUGUCUCCACUUGAGUUUUGUCCGUCCAUUAUUAUUAUUAUUAGUCUGUUCUAUUAUGUAGUAUCAUUAGUAAAUGCUCAUUUUCAAAGUAAGCAAUUAUCAAAAGUUUUAGAAAUUUGAUCUUUCAUUUUCAUAUUUCAGAAUAUCACACUUUGAAGGGACCAUUUUAUGUCUUAUUUAGGAAAGAAGAAAUUUGUAAUACAAGAGAUCAAUCUUUAAAUGACUACAUUUCUUAAACAUGAAUAUGAAAAUCUAUGUUAAAAAAUUGAAAGCAUGUAAGGUAGAAUAUAUAUUUCAGUGUUCCAAAUUAGGAAAUGAUUAAAGCAUUACAUUCCAAUAACUUCUUUAAAAACAUCCCAUUUUAGCUCACCUGGAGCAAAAGGUCCAUGUGAGCUUUGGUCAUCACUUUGUGUCCAGCAUCUGUCAUUAGUGUGGUUGUAUUCAGGCAUUAUUUAAAAAAAAAAUUCUCUUUUGAAAAAACUGUUGGGCCAAAUGUUACCAAACUUAACCUGAAUGCUCCUAAAGGCUUCAAGUUUUUGAAUUAUAUGCAACAAAAGAUAAGAACUAACAAAUGCUCAUUAUAAGACCAUGCAUAUAUAUUUUUUUAAUGCAUGUAUACAAAACAACCCAACCAGCUUGUCCACAAUUACAAAAUGUACUUUUAAUAGCGUAUAGGUGUAAAACAUCAAUUUUGAUCAUUUCUCAUAUAGUUUUACAGCCUAUUGUUCUCAUAAGAAUAUUGUUUUAAUUACAAUACAUAUAUUUUUAUUAAUUACAUACACUGAUUUAAUAAUUUAUUUGACCCAAUUGAACUAAUUUUGGCAGGAAAUAUUUUGGGAUGGUCAAUGUGAUUAAAUAUUAAAGCUGAUUAUCAUACUAAACAUCAAAUAUAGUUACUAGAGUAGAACAAACUUGUAUUUAUGGUAUAUUGCAUUCAAAUUAGCCCUUAGAAAAUAAUAUGGCUAAUUUACACAGAUUUAUUACUUGGAAUAUGACAUGUUUAGAAUUGUAUGUAAUGACGCUCUCCACUACAGAGCAUGAUUUACACAACUGGUUCUCAUCUUGACCAAACAUAUUGCAUGGAUGUCAAUUAAUGAUACUGGCUCUGUAGGGUCUCUACUUGUUUUUGUAAGUUUCCAAGAUCAUCAUAUCAUAAUAUUUACGUAAAAUAUCAAUUUACCGUAGGCUAUUAAAGUUGCCAUAUGAGAAAUACAGUCUCCUAGAAGUAAUUUUUGUAUGCAUUUGUAUUUUAUAUACCAGUAUUACAGCUAUUAUAGUAUCUGUUAUAUUCCACAGAUUGUUUUAUUUAUAUUAUUUAUUAAAAUUGUUUUAUA